This is a messenger RNA of Drosophila montana, 588 nucleotides long. Its product is annotated as alpha-protein kinase 1-like. Bases 1 to 588 code for a protein of 195 amino acids. The transcript has a single exon. The record is from RefSeq and is a predicted model, not a curated record. NCBI's taxonomy places the organism in Eukaryota, Metazoa, Arthropoda, Insecta, Diptera, Drosophilidae.
AUGCCGCAGCCUAUGCAACAACAACAACAACAACAACAGUCAAUUGUUGGCAUACCGUCCGCAGCUUCCAUCAUACCUGUCCAACCAAUCAUCGCUAACGCAAUCAAUUCGGCAAAAAAUGCCAAAAAAAUCAAAGCCUCCAACAAUUUAGAUCCUCGCGCCAGACUAGCGCACAUUCAAAAGUUGCAACAGCAACAACAACAACAACAGCAACGUCAAAUGGGGCGAGAACAAAUCGUUUCCAUGCAGCGCCAGCUGCUCGACAAUAUGUCGAAUCGGCAACCAGUAGCUGCUGACCAAUUGCCCAUCGGGCAACAACAACAACAGCAUUUGCCUGAACCAAUGCAAGUUGAUAUUGGUCAGCGUCAGCAAUCGCUGCCAUUACAACAAUGGCAACAACAACAACAAAAAGCUACUCCUCAAAACAAUCAAGAAAAUCAAAUGCUGCUCCAAAUGGCGCAAAAGCAACAACAACAAUUAGACAAGCUGAUGGGCUGGAUGAUGCUUAUGCAGCAGCAAAUGCAGGGAGUCCUUCGCCACGGCGAAGACUCAACACUGCCGGCUGCAUCCUCAUCCAACUCAAACUGA